Molecule: messenger RNA, 21206 nt
Organism: Tympanuchus pallidicinctus (lesser prairie-chicken)
Lineage: Eukaryota; Metazoa; Chordata; Aves; Galliformes; Phasianidae
Gene: NEB
Product: nebulin
Exons: 146
Coding region: 295-20565 (6756 amino acids)
Biological process (GO): cardiac muscle thin filament assembly
Cellular component (GO): Z disc
Molecular function (GO): actin filament binding
Source: RefSeq, a predicted model, not a curated record
AAGCUAUGGCAUGUUUUUGCUUUCCCCGGGAGCACAGAAGUGCCCAGCUCCCUUUUCUGUCAUCUUGCUGAGAACAGGUGGCCUCCUUUGGGGUCACCAAGUAUAUUUAGGGCUGAAAUUGGAGCGGGCUGGAGCCGCAUUGGCUGUGCCAUCCACACGCGUCACCAGAGGUUGAUGCACCAGGCUUGCUCUCGCCCAGCACUGCUCUAGAGGGAAGACUGGAGAGGCUCUGCUCCUAAGGAUAUUUACCAGAUGUUGCUGUGAGCUGGGGAGAGACAGAAGAAUACGCUCAAAAUGGAGGAAGAAGAAUAUGAGGAAGUUGUGGAGUACUACAUUGAGGAGACAAUUGUUGAGGAGGGUGAACCAUAUGAGGUGGUCACUGAGAUCACUGAGAGCAGUAGCACAGAAUUCACAGGUCCCACAACCGUCACCCAUACGAUUGAGUAUGAAAAAACUUCUGCUGAGGAACCGGCAGCACCUCCGGUCAGAAAGAAGACGAUACGGACAAAAGUGGACUCUUCUAAGUUCUUGACACCUUAUCUGCAGCACAGUAAUAAAAUGAAGGACCUGUUCAGUGAGAACAAGUACAAAGAAAAGUUCAAUAAAGAAAGAGGAAAGCCAUAUGCUUCCACAGUUGAUACGCCAGAAAUUCGGAGAAUCAAGAAAGUGCAGGAUCAGCUCAGUGAGGUGAAAUACCGCAUGGCUGGGGAAGCUGCUCGAACUAUUUGCCACGUUGAUGAAAAGGCCUGGGAUAUAGAACACGCAAAGAAGGUCUCUCAGCAAGUGAGCAAGGUGUUAUAUAAACAGAACUGGGAGGAGAAUAAGGACAAGUACUUACUUCCCCCUGAUGCCCCAGAGCUUGUAAAUGCAAUUAAAAAUACAGCAAUGUUCAGCAAGAAACUCUAUACAGAAGACUGGGAAGGAGACAAAACGUUGUUCUAUCCGUACAAUGACAGUCCAGAACUCAGAAGGGUGGCACAGGCUCAAAAAGUUCUGAGUGAUAUUGUCUACAAAAAAGGGCACGAUGAACGAAAAUCUAAAUAUACUUCUCUGCCAGAUCCACCUGAUGUGGAACAAGCCAAGAAAGUGACAAGGCAGCUGAGUGAUGUUAUUUAUCACGAAGACUAUAAAAACAAGAUCAAAGGCAAGUGGAGUCAAACUCCGUGCUAUGACGUUGCAAUUGCAAAAAUGAAUGCAGAAAACAUAAGCAUGAAAAAAUACCAGGAAGACUUUGAAAAUGUGAAAGACCAAAUCUACUUUAUGCAGACUGAGACUCCAGAAUAUGAAGCUAAUAAGCGAGUUUCAGAGAAUGUCAGUAAGAUAAAAUACAGAGCAGACUAUGAGAAGAACAAAGCCAUUGCAGAUUAUAACGUGCUUCCUGCUACAGAGAACCCAUUGCUGAGGCAAUUAAAGACUGCAGGAGAUGUCCUGAGUGACAAAUUAUACAAAGAAGCCUAUGAGCAAUCCAAAGGAAAAAGCAUGAACUACUGUGAAACACCAAAGUUCCAGACUGAUAGCGCUCUGAAGAAUUUCAGUGAUGUGAAAUACAAAGAUGCUUAUCAAAAGAAUAUCUUGGGACACUAUUUGGGCAGUUUUGAGGACCCACACCAGAUCCACUGUAUGAAAGUCGAAGCUAUGAAGAGUGAUAAAAAUUACAAAGCGGAUUAUGAGGAAGAAAAGACAAAAUGCUACUUCCCUCAGACCAUAACUCAAGAAUAUGAAGCUAUUAAGAAGCUAGAGCAGUGUAAAGAUCACACCUACAAAAAGCAUCCUGAUCAGAUCAAAUUUACUCAAGUGACUGACUCUCCAGUGCAGAAGCAAGCAGAGAUCAAUAGCAAGCAGCUGAGUGAUAGACUCUACAGAUCUUCCGGAGAAGAAGUGAAACAUAAAUACACUCUCCCCCCAGAUGUCCCACAGUUUAUCCAAGCCAGAUACAAUGCUGCAAAUGUCAGUGAUGCCUAUUAUAAACAGGACUACCACGAUCUAAUAGCUAAAGGGACCAACGUGUCACUUGAUGCUAUUCCAAUUACUCGAGCAAAAGCAUCAAGAAACAUUGCUAGUGAUUAUAAAUACAAAGAAGCAUAUGAAAAGGCUAAAGGAAAACAGGUUGGUUUCAGAAGCCUGCAGGAUGACCCCAAGCUCGUUCACUACAUGCAUGUUGCAAAGAUUCAGUCUGAUCGUGAAUAUAAGAAGGACUAUGAGAAGAGCAAGACUGUCUAUCACACACCUCCUGACACAAUCAGUAUCCAGGCUGCAAAAAAGUCUCAGGACGUAGCUUCCACUGCCCACUACAAAAAUCUGAUCCAUCACUACACAUAUCUGCCAGAUGCUAUGGAUGUUGAGCUUGCAAAGAACAUGAUGCAAAUUCAGAGCAAUAAUGUAUACAAACAAGACUAUAACAGUUGGUUCAAGGGUAUUGGAUGGAGUCCUCUCGGCUCUCUGGAUGUGGAAACAGCUAAAAAGGCUGGGGAUGCAUUAAAUGAGAAGAGGUACCGUCAGCACCCAGACACCAUCAAGUUUACCAGUGUGCCAGACUCAGUGACAAUGGUUCUAGCUCAGCACAACACCAAGCAACUGAGUGAUGUAGCAUAUAAGCAAGAGGGUGAAAAAGUAAAGCACAAAUACAAGCUUGAUCCUGAUGUCCCUCAGUUUAUUCAAGCAAGGGUCAACGCCUUCAAUUUAAGUGACGCUAACUACAAAGCAGACUGGAAAAAAACCAUUGCCAAAGGAUACGAUCUGAAACCAGAUGCCAUUCCUAUUAUUGCUGCUAAAGCAUCUCGAAAUAUUGCAAGUGAUUUCAAGUACAAGGAAUCGUACGAGAAAGAUAAAGGCAAACAGGUUGGGUACCGCAGCCUGCAGGAUGAUCCCAAACUUGUUCAUUACAUGAACGUGGCCAAAAUGCAAUCAGAGCGUGAAUACAAGAAGGAUUAUGAAGUGACCAAGACCAAAUAUCACACUCCCCUGGAUAUGUUCAGUGUGACAGCUGCCAAGAAAGCUCAGGAGGCCGUUACAAACAUGGGCUAUAAACAGCUCAUUCACCAUUAUACUCUCUUGCCUGAUUCUGUGAAUCUGGAGCUAUCAAGAAACAUGAUGCAGCUUCAGAGUGAUAACGUGUACAAAGCAGACUUUAAUAACUGGCUGAGAGGAGUUGGCUGGCUGCCGAUUCAAUCCUUGGAUGUAGAAAAGGCCAAAAAAGCUUCAGAUAUUCUCAGCGAAAAGAAAUAUCGCCAGCCCCCCGACAAGCUGAAGUACUCCAUUCCACUGGAUGCAAUGGAGCAAGUGCUAGCUAAACAAAAUGCCAAGACUAUGAAUAAGAGGCUCUACACUGAUAAAUGGAAUAAAGAGAAGACCAGCAUUCAUGUUAUGCCAGAUACUCCAGAAAUUCUGCAGUCUAGAGUGAACCAGAUCACAAUGAGUAAUAAACUAUACAAAGCUGGAUGGGAGGAAGACAAGAAGAAAGGUUAUGACAUGCGUCCUGAUGCUAUUCCAAUAAAAGCAGCCAAAACUUCCCAGGACAUUGCAAGUGAUUAUAAAUACAAACUAGCCUAUGAAAAAGCAAAAGGAAAGCAUAUUGGCUUCCGCAGCCUUGAAGACGACCCCAAGCUGGUGCACUUCAUGCAGGUGGCUAAGAUGCAAUCUGAUCGUGAAUACAAGAAAGAUUACGAGAAGGCAAAGACUAACUUCCAUACUCCAGUUGACAUGCUCAGCGUUGUGGCAGCCAAGAAAGCACAGGAAGUGGCUACAAAUACAAACUACAAAAACUUGAUCCAUAUCUACAAUGUUUUACCUGAUGCUAUGAGUCUUGAAUUAGCCAAAAACAUGAUGCAGAUACAAAGUAAUAAUCAAUACAGAGCAGACUAUGAUGAAAGUAUGAAGGGUGCUGGAUGGAUGCCACUGGGCUCUCUGGAGGCUGAGAAGAACAAGAAAGCCACGGAAAUUCUUAGUGAAAAGAAAUACCGUCAGCAUCCAGACAAGUUGAAGUAUUCUGUUCCUGUGGAUUCCAUGAAUAUGGCCUUAGCUUUGCAUAACGCUAAAAUCAUGGAUGAGCACCAAUAUAAACAAGCAUGGGAAGAGGAUAAGAAGAAGGUUCACAUAACACCAGAUAUUCCACAGUUUGCUUUAGCGAAAGCUAAUGCAUUUAAUAUAAGUGAUAAAAUGUAUAGACAUUCUUUUGAAGAAGCCAGAAAGAAGGGGUACGAUCUCAGAUCUGAUGCUAUCCCUAUUAAAGCUGCCAAAGCUUCUAGGGACAUUGCUAGUGAUUAUAAAUACAAAUUAGGUUAUGAGCAAGACAAGGGAAAGCUUGUAGGCUUCCGCAGCCUUCAGGAUGAUCCUAAACUUGUCCAUUAUAUGCAAGUGGCUAAGAUGCAGUCUGAUCGUGAAUACAAGAAGGCCUAUGAGGCAAGCAAGACUCAUUACCAAACACCUUCUGAUGCACUCAGUAUCAUGGCAGCUAAGGAGGCACAAGAUCGUGUAACCAAUGCAAACUACAAACGACUGAUACACCACUAUAUGCUUCUGCCAGAUGCAAUGAGUUUUGAAUUGUACAGGAACAUGAAUCAGAUACAAAGUAAUAAUGAAUACAGACAAGAUUACAAUGAAUGGUUCAAAGGUAUUGGUUGGAGUCCUGCUGGUUCUCUGGAUGUGGAGAAAUCUAAGAAAGCUACAGAAAUUGCAAGUGACCGGAAAUACCGACAGCAUCCCAGCACGUUUUCUUUUACAAAAGACACUGAUGCCAUGGAUAUGGUUCUUGCAAAGCACAACGCAGAUAUAAUGAAUAAACAUGCUUAUACUCAGGCCUGGGAAAAGGAUAAAACUCAAGUUCACGUGAUGCCAGAUACACCGGAUAUCCUACAGGCAAAACAGAACAAGGCGAACUACAGUCAGAAACAUUACAAGCUCGGCUGGGAGGAAAUGAUUAAGAAGGGCUAUGACCUCACACCUGAAGCCAUUUCAGUGAAAGCUGCCAAAGCUUCAAGGGACAUUGCAAGCGACUACAAGUACAAAGAGGGUUACCGCAAGCAGCAGGGACAUCACAUUGGAUUCCGGAGCUUACAGGAUGAUCCGAAGAUGAUGUGGUCUAUGCAAGUAGCUAAAAUGCAGAGCGAGAGGGAGUAUAAGAAAGAUUUUGAAAAGUGGAAGACAAAGUUUAACAUGCCUGUGGAUAUGUUAGGCUUCCUUCUGGCUAAGAAAUGUCAAGAAUUGGUUAGUGAUGUAGACUACAAACACAUGUUACACCGCUGGACUUGUCUACCAGACCAAAAUGAUGUCACCCAAGCAAAGAGGGUCUACGAACUGCAGAGUGAUAAUCUGUACAAGUCAGAUCUGCAGUGGCUCAGAGGCAUUGGAUGGAGUCCUUUGGGAUCUUUGGAGUCUGAAAAGAACAAGAAAGCUUCUGAAAUACUAAGUGAAAAGAAGUACCGGCAGCACCCAGAUACUAUUAAGUUCACAAGUAUCCCAGAUGCCAUGAAUAUCACCUUAGCAAAAUCUAAUGCCAAAAAUAGAAGUGAUAUACUGUAUAGAGAGGCUUGGGACAAGGACAAAACUCAGGUUCAUAUCAUGCCUGAUACUCCUGAAAUUUUGUUGGCUAAAUCAAACUUAAUCAACACAAGUGAUAAACAUUACAAGUUAGGAUAUGAAGAGCUGAGGAGGAAAGGCUAUGAUCUUCCUCCUGAUGCCAUACCACUCAAGGCAGCGAAGGCAUCCAGAGACAUUGCCAGUGAAUAUCAGUACAAAACAGCAUACCGCAAGCAGCUGGGCCACCACAUUGGAGCCCGCAACAUCGAGGACGACCCCAAGAUGAUGUGGUCGAUGCACGUAGCCAAGGUCCAGAGUGACAGGGAGUACAAGAAAGCCUUUGAGAAGACCAAGACGCACUUCAGCAGCCCCGUGGACAUGCUGGGAAUUGUGUUGGCCAAGAAAUGCCAGGAGCUGGUCAGCGAUGUUGAUUACAAGCAUCUUCUGCAUCGGUGGACCUGUCUGCCGGACCAGAACGAUGUCGUGCAAGCCCGGAAAGUGUACGACCUGCAGAGUGAUAUUGUGUACAGGUCUGACCUGCAGUGGCUGAAAGGCAUUGGCUGGUCACCACUUGGGUCCCUGGAUGAAGAGAAGAACAAGCGAGCGAGCAUGAUCCUGAGUGACAAGAAGUACCGGCAGCACCCGGACACCAUCAAGUUCACGAGCCUUCCUGACUCCAUGCCUAUGCUUCUGGCAAAGCACAACUCUGAAAUCAUGAACCACCGCUCGUACAUCGCAGCCUGGGAGAAAGACAAGACCAGCAUUCACAUUAUGCCAGAUACGCCUGGUAUUUUGCUGGCCCAGCAGAACAAAGUGAACUUCAGUGAGAAAAUGUACAGGCUGGCAAUGGAAGAAGACAAGAAGAAGGGCUAUGACCUGCGUGCAGAUGCCAUUCCCAUCAAGUCUGCUAAAGCUUCCAGGGACAUUGCCAGUGACUACAAGUAUAAAGAAGGGUACCGCAAGCAGCUGGGCCACCACAUUGGAGCCCGCAACAUCGAGGACGACCCCAAGAUGAUGUGGUCGAUGCACGUAGCCAAGGUCCAGAGUGACAGGGAGUACAAGAAAGCCUUUGAGAAGACCAAGACGCACUUCAGCAGCCCCGUGGACAUGCUGGGAAUUGUGUUGGCCAAGAAAUGCCAGGAGCUGGUCAGCGAUGUUGAUUACAAGCAUCUUCUGCAUCGGUGGACCUGUCUGCCAGACCAGAACGAUGUCGUGCAAGCCCGGAAAGUGUACGACCUGCAGAGUGAUAUUGUGUACAGGUCUGACCUGCAGUGGCUGAAAGGCAUUGGCUGGUCCCCAAUUGGUUCCCUGGAUGAAGAGAAGAACAAGCGAGCGAGCAUGAUCCUGAGUGACAAGAAGUACCGGCAGCACCCGGACACCAUCAAGUUCACGAGCCUUCCUGACUCCAUGCCUAUGCUUCUGGCAAAGCACAACUCUGAAAUCAUGAACCACCGCUCGUACAUCGCAGCCUGGGAGAAAGACAAGACCAGCAUUCACAUUAUGCCAGAUACGCCUGGUAUUUUGCUGGCCCAGCAGAACAAAGUGAACUUCAGUGAGAAAAUGUACAGGCUGGCAAUGGAAGAAGACAAGAAGAAGGGCUAUGACCUGCGUGCAGAUGCCAUUCCCAUCAAGUCUGCUAAAGCUUCCAGGGACAUUGCCAGUGACUACAAGUAUAAAGAAGGGUACCGCAAACAGCUGGGCCACCACAUUGGAGCCCGCAACAUCGAGGACGACCCCAAGAUGAUGUGGUCGAUGCACGUAGCCAAGAUCCAGAGUGACAGGGAGUACAAGAAAGCCUUUGAGAAGACCAAGACGCACUUCAGCAGCCCCGUGGACAUGCUGGGAAUUGUGUUGGCCAAGAAAUGCCAGGAGCUGGUCAGCGAUGUUGAUUACAAGCAUCUUCUGCAUCGGUGGACCUGUCUGCCGGACCAGAACGAUGUCGUGCAAGCCCGGAAAGUGUACGACCUGCAGAGUGAUAUUGUGUACAGGUCUGACCUGCAGUGGCUGAAAGGCAUUGGCUGGUCCCCAAUUGGGUCCCUGGAUGAAGAGAAGAACAAGCGAGCGAGCAUGAUCCUGAGUGACAAGAAGUACCGGCAGCACCCGGACACCAUCAAGUUCACGAGCCUUCCUGACUCCAUGCCUAUGCUUCUGGCAAAGCACAACUCUGAAAUCAUGAACCACCGCUCGUACAUCGCAGCCUGGGAGAAAGACAAGACCAGCAUUCACAUUAUGCCAGAUACGCCUGGUAUUUUGCUGGCCCAGCAGAACAAGGUGAACUUCAGUGAGAAAAUGUACAGGCUGGCAAUGGAAGAAGACAAGAAGAAGGGCUAUGACCUGCGUGCAGAUGCCAUUCCCAUCAAGUCUGCUAAAGCUUCCAGGGACAUUGCCAGUGACUACAAGUAUAAAGAAGGGUACCGCAAGCAGCUGGGCCACCACAUUGGAGCCCGCAACAUCGAGGACGACCCCAAGAUGAUGUGGUCGAUGCACGUAGCCAAGAUCCAGAGUGACAGGGAGUACAAGAAAGCCUUUGAGAAGACCAAGACGCACUUCAGCAGCCCUGUGGACAUGCUGGGAAUUGUGUUGGCCAAGAAAUGCCAGGAGCUGGUCAGCGAUGUUGAUUACCGCCACUAUCUGCAUCAGUGGACCUGUCUGCCGGACCAGAACGACGUUAUCCAUGCUAAGAAGGCCUAUGAUCUGCAGAGUGAUAAUUUCUACAAGUCAGACCUCGAGUGGUUGCGUGGCAUUGGUUGGGUCCCCAUUGGUUCCUUGGAUAUUGAAAAAGCCAAGAGGGCAGGACAGAUCUUGAGUGAUAAAGUCUACCGUCAGCCUCCAGACACCAUCAAGUUUACUAGUGUUACUGAUUCUGUAGAGAUGAACUUAGCUAAGCAUAAUGCAGAGGUGAUGAAUAAGCGUUUGUAUACUGAGGCCUGGGAUAAAGACAAGACGCAAAUUCACAUCAUGCCCGACACACCUGAAAUCACACUGGCAAAACAGAAUAUGCAUAAUUACAGUGAGAAACUGUACAAACAAGCCAUGGAAGAAGCAAAAAAGAAAGGCUAUGAUUUGAGAAGUGAUGCUAUCCCAAUUCAGGCUGCCAAAGCAUCCAGGCAAAUUGCCAGUGAUUACAAGUAUAAAGAAGGGUACCGCAAACAGCUGGGCCACCACAUUGGAGCCCGCAACAUCGAGGACGACCCCAAGAUGAUGUGGUCGAUGCACGUAGCCAAGAUCCAGAGUGACAGGGAGUACAAGAAAGCCUUUGAGAAGACCAAGACGCACUUCAGCAGCCCCGUGGACAUGCUGGGAAUUGUGUUGGCCAAGAAAUGCCAGGAGCUGGUCAGCGAUGUUGAUUACCGCCACUAUCUGCAUCAGUGGAUCUGCCUGCCGGACCAGAACGACGUUAUCCAUGCUAAGAAGGCCUAUGAUCUGCAGAGUGAUAAUUUCUACAAGUCAGACCUUGAGUGGUUGCGUGGCAUUGGUUGGGUCCCCAUUGGUUCCUUGGAUAUUGAAAAAGCCAAGAGGGCAGGACAGAUCUUGAGUGAUAAAGUCUACCGUCAGCCUCCAGACACCAUCAAGUUUACUAGUGUUACUGAUUCUGUAGAGAUGAACUUAGCUAAGCAUAAUGCAGAGGUGAUGAAUAAGCGUUUAUACACUGAAGCGUGGAAUAAAGAUAAGACCACAAUUCACAUCAUGCCUGACACACCAGAAAUUGUACUAGCUAAACAAAACCAAGUACACUACAGUCAGAAAAUGUACAGACUGGCUUUGGAGGAAUCAAAGAAGAAGGGUCAUGACUUGCGUUUUGAUGCCAUUCCUAUCCAAGCUGCCAAAGCAUCCAGAGAGAUUGCCAGUGAUUACAAGUAUAAAGAAGGGUACCGCAAGCAGCUGGGCCACCACAUUGGAGCCCGCAACAUCGAGGACGACCCCAAGAUGAUGUGGUCGAUGCACGUAGCCAAGAUCCAGAGUGACAGGGAGUACAAGAAAGCCUUUGAGAAGACCAAGACGCACUUCAGCAGCCCCGUGGACAUGCUGGGAAUUGUGUUGGCCAAGAAAUGCCAGGAGCUGGUCAGCGAUGUUGAUUACCGCCACUAUCUGCAUCAGUGGAUCUGCCUGCCGGACCAGAACGACGUUAUCCAUGCUAAGAAGGCCUAUGAUCUGCAGAGUGAUGCUGUUUAUAAAUCCGACUUGGAAUGGCUGAGAGGAAUUGGAUGGGUUCCUAUUGGCUCUUUGGAUGUUGAGAAGGCGAAGAAAGCUGGAGAAAUCCUGAGCGAGAGGAAGUAUCGUCAACCAGCCGACCAAAUCAAAUUUACCAGCGUGACAGAUUCUUUGGCUAUGAUGUUAGCCAAGCAUAAUGCUGAGAUAAUGAACAAGCGUUUAUAUACAGAAGCCUGGGAUGCAGACAAAACGUCGAUUCACGUCAUGCCUGACACUCCAACCAUUUUAUUAGCCAAGGCCAACGCAGAGAAUGUUAGCCAUAAACAUUAUAUACAAGCCUGGGAAGAGGCCAAAAAGAAGGGUUAUGACAUGAGAGCUGAUGCAAUUCCAAUUCGAAGUGCAAAGGCAUCGAGAGAUAUUGCGAGUGAUUACAAGUACAAGGAAGCUCACGAGAAGCAGAAAGGGCACUACAUUGGGUGCCGAACCGCCAAGGAGGAUCCCAAGCUGUCGUGGGCUGCACGAGCCAUGCUGCUGCAGAACGACCGCAUCUACAGGAAGGCGUACCACGACUCCAAGACCCACAUCCACAUGCCGGUGGAUGCGAUGUCACUGCAGGCAGCCAAGGAGUGCCAGACACUUGUCAGUGAUGUUGACUACCGCCAUUACCUUCACCAGUGGACGUGUCUGCCUGACCACAACGAUGUGGUGCACGCGAAGAAAGCCUACGACCUACAGAGUGAUAAUGUGUACAAAUCAGACCUGGAGUGGUUGCGAGGUAUUGGCUGGCUGACAGAAGGUUCUGUGGAUGUGGUCAAAGCCAAGAAAGCCCAGGAAAUCCUGAGUGACAAGCUGUACCGCACACAGCCAGACCAGAUAAAAUUCACCAGCAUCACUGAUUCACCAGAUGUUGUCCAGGCUAAGAUCAAUGCUUUGCAACUCAGUAAUCAUCUGUACCGCGAGGCCUGGGACAAGGACAAGACACAGAUUUCCAUACCUUCUGACACUCCUGAGAUGCUGCAGUCAAAACUCAAUGCUCUGAACAUCAGCAAUAAACAUUAUCAGGCAGCCUGGGAUGAGGCCAAAGCGAAGAACUAUGACCUGAGAGCUGACGCUAUUCCCAUCAAACACGCCAGGGCUUCCAGAGACAUUGCUAGUGAGUACAAGUACAAGGAAGCUCACGAGAAGCAGAAAGGGCACUACAUUGGGUGCCGAACCGCCAAGGAGGAUCCCAAGCUGUCGUGGGCUGCACGAGCCAUGCUGCUGCAGAACGACCGCAUCUACAGGAAGGCGUACCACGACUCCAAGACCCACAUCCACAUGCCGGUGGAUGCGAUGUCACUGCAGGCAGCCAAGGAGUGCCAGACACUUGUCAGUGAUGUUGACUACCGCCAUUACCUUCACCAGUGGACGUGUCUGCCUGACCACAACGAUGUGGUGCACGCGAAGAAAGCCUACGACCUACAGAGUGAUAAUGUGUACAAAUCAGACCUGGAGUGGUUGCGAGGUAUUGGCUGGCUGACAGAAGGUUCUGUGGAUGUGGUCAAAGCCAAGAAAGCCCAGGAAAUCCUGAGUGACAAGCUGUACCGCACACAGCCAGACCAGAUAAAAUUCACCAGCAUCACUGAUUCACCAGAUGUUGUCCAGGCUAAGAUCAAUGCUUUGCAACUCAGUAAUCGUCUGUACCGCGAGGCCUGGGACAAGGACAAGACACAGAUUUCCAUACCUUCUGACACUCCUGAGAUGCUGCAGUCAAAACUCAAUGCUCUGAACAUCAGCAAUAAACAUUAUCAGGCAGCCUGGGAUGAGGCCAAAGCGAAGAACUAUGACCUGAGAGCUGACGCCAUUCCCAUCAAACACGCCAGGGCUUCCAGAGACAUUGCUAGUGAGUACAAGUACAAGGAAGCUCACGAGAAGCAGAAAGGGCACUACAUUGGGUGCCGAACCGCCAAGGAGGAUCCCAAGCUGUCGUGGGCUGCACGAGCCAUGCUGCUGCAGAACGACCGCAUCUACAGGAAGGCGUACCACGACUCCAAGACCCACAUCCACAUGCCGGUGGAUGCGAUGUCACUGCAGGCAGCCAAGGAGUGCCAGACACUUGUCAGUGAUGUUGACUACCGCCAUUACCUUCACCAGUGGACGUGUCUGCCUGACCACAACGAUGUGGUGCACGCGAGGAAAGCCUACGACCUACAGAGUGAUGCUAUUUAUAAGUCAGACCUAGAAUGGCUCCGUGGAAUUGGCUGGUUGCCUAAUGAUUCUCCAGGUAUUCAGAGAGUGAAACAUGCCCAGGAUCUCCUGAGUGACAAGGUGUAUCGCACACCUAUUGACAGCGUGAAGUACACCAGUGUCGUCGAUUCUCCAGACAUUCUUCUAGCUAAAGUGAAUGCUGAACAGCUCAGUAUUCCAAAAUACAAAGAAGCCUGGGAAAAGGACAAGACUAUGAUCCAUAUUAUGCCAGACACACCUGAAAUCAACCUAGCCAGGUCUAAUGCUCAUAAUUAUAGCAAGAAACUGUAUAGAGAAGCCUGGGAUGAAGUGAAGAUGAGUUACGAUUUGAGAGCAGACGCAAUCCCAAUUAAAGCAGCCAAAGCUUCCAGAGAAAUUGCUAGUGACUAUAAAUACAAACUGGAUCAUGAGAAGCAGAAAGGACAUUACGUUGGAGUUCCAAAUGCAAAAGCAGAUACAAAAAUGCAGUUUGCCCUUGGCAUAGGCAAGGUUCAGAGUGAACUAGAAUACAAGAAACACUUUGCCAAAUGGAAGACACAGUGCCACCUGCCUGUUGAUAUGCUGUCUAUCCAGUCAGCUAAACAUGGGCAGUCUUUGGUCAGUGAUAUUGAUUACCGUCAUUACUUGCAUCAGUGGAUCUGUCUUCCAGAUCAGAAUGAUGUGAUACAUGCCAAGAAAGCCUACGAUCUUCAAAGUGAUGCUGUUUACAAAUCUGAUUUAGAAUGGCUACGAGGAAUUGGAUGGCUACCAAAUGAUUCACUUGGGAUAAAUCAUGUCAAACAUGCCGGAGACCUAUUGAAUGAGAGAAAGUAUCGUACAAAAGCUGAAACACUUCGAUUUACUCCAGUGACAGACAGAGUUGAUUAUGUCACAGCGAAGAAAAGUGGUGAAAUUCUUAGUGAUAUUGCAUACCACAAAGCAUGGAAUGAGGUCAAGUCAAAUUACACUCUAACAGACACACCACAGCUGGAUAUGGCUCGAGAGGCAGCCAGAAUUCUUAAUCAGAGUUUAUACAAGGAAAGCUGGGAGAAAGAAAAAGCCACUGGUUAUCUCUUACCUCCUGACACUGUGCAGAUUCGUCAUGCCAAACACUCAAAUGAAGUCCAAAGUGAGCUUAAGUACAAAGCUGACUAUGUCAAACAAAGAGGUCACUACGUGGGAGUCCCCAGUAUGAGAGAUGAUCCAAAACUGGUGUGGUUUGAACAUGCAGGCGAGAUCCAGAAUGACAGAUUGUAUAAAUCAAAUUACCACAAAACAAAGACCAAAAUUCACAUCCCUGCGGAUAUUAUGUCAGUUGUAGCAGCCAAGGAGUGUCAGACGUUGGUCAGUGAUAUUGACUACCGCCAAUACCUGCAUCAAUGGACAUGCCACCCUGACCAGAAUGAUUGUAUUCAUGCAAAGAAGGCCUAUGAUCUGCAAAGCGAUAAUAUUUAUAAAUCUGACUUGGAAUGGCUCCGUGGUUGUGGCUGGAUUCCUCUGGAUUCAGUGGAACAUAAGAAAGUUAAGCAUGCACAGGAACUGAUAAAUAAGAGAGCAUAUACGAAAGAUGCCCUUGAAAACUUUUCUAAGUUCACCAGUGUGGUUGACACUCCAGACAUUGUCUUGGCAAAGAUUAACUCUGUCAAUCAGAGUGAUCUAAAAUACAAAGAAACAUUUAACCUCGAGAAAGGCCAGUACAUCGGGUCUGAUGACACUCCUGAACUGAAUCAUGCCAGAGACAUGUCCUUACUGUAUAGUGAUACACUUUAUAAAAGAGACUGGGAAAUCAGCAAGCCCCUUGGGUAUACUUUGGAUACAAAAUACAUUCCACUUGUUGGAGCCAAGCAUGCAAACUACGUGAAUAGUGAGCGUAAAUACAAGGAGCUGUAUGAGAAGCUGAAAGGCCAUUAUCUGGCUGGGAAGGACAUUGGAGAUUUCCCCAGCGUCGUUCAUUCAUUAGCAUUCCAGAAAAUAAGGAGCGCGUUGGCAUACAGAAAGAAUUACGAAGACACUAAAACAAGAGUCCAUAUUCCAAGUGAUAUGAUGAAUCAUGUGCUAGCUAAGAAGUGCCAGUAUAUCCUCAGUGACCUUGAAUACCGAACUUACCUCCAUCACUGGAAUUGUUCCCCUGAGGAGCAUGAUGUUAUUCAAGCAAAAAGGGCCCAAGAAAUUUUGAGUGAUGUGGUGUAUAAAGAUGACUUAAAUUGGCUGAAGGGAAUUGGAUGCUAUGUCUGGGAUACUCCACAAAUCCUGCAUGCUAAAAAAUCAUAUGACCUCCAGAGCCAAAUAAAAUAUACAGCUGCUGGAAAAGAGAAUUUUCAGAACUUUGGUGUUGUUACUGAUACACCAGUCUAUGUGACUGCAGUGCAGAGUGCUAUAAAUGCCAGUGAUGUUAAAUACAAAGAAGAUUACCAUAAAACUAAGGACAAGUAUACAACUGUGACUGAAACAGUAGACUCUGAAAGAAUUCAAAAUCUGAAACAUCUUUUUAGCAAUAAUCUCUACAAGGAAGCCUGGGACAGGGUGAAAGCUACUAGCUACAUACUACCCUCUGAUGCUGUAUCCCUAGCACGUGCAAAAGAACUGAAGCAUAAUGCCAGUAUUGUAAAAUACCGAGAAGAAUAUGACAAGUUCAAAGCUCUAUACACAAUACCUGGAAGUGUUGAGGAUGAUCCCAAUAUAGCAAGGUGCCUUAGAGUUGGAAAGCUUAAUAUUGAUCGUCUGUACAGGGAAACCUAUGAAAAGAAUAAAACCAAAAUCCACAUUAUUCCUGACAUGGUAGACAUAAUUGCUGCUAAAGAUGCACAGGAGAAAAUCAGUGAAAUCGAUUACCGCACGCGUCUCCACAACUGGAUCUGCUUACCAGAUCUUCAGAUCAACGCACAUGUUCGAAAAGUAGCUGAUCAGAUCAGUGAUGUGGUAUACAAGGAUGAUCUUAACUGGCUGAAAGGCAUUGGCUGCUUUGUUUGGGACACUCCUGAGAUUCUCCAUGCUAAACAUGCCUACGACCUUCGCAGUGAUAUCAAGUACAAAUCUGCUGCAGAAAAAACAAAGAGCAAAUACACUGUGGUCAUGGACACUCCUAUCUAUGUCCAGAGUAUCCUCAGUGGCUUGAAUGCCAGUGAGAUUAUCUAUCGUGGUGACUACUUAAAUAAAAUUAGAGGCAAAGCGAUUCCCACUAACAAGACAGUGGAUUUGGAGCGGGCACGUCAUGCAAACAAGAUACAGAGUGAAAAUUUGUAUCGCUGGGCUGGUUUGAAAGCUCUGCCUACUGGAUACAGUCUUCCCAAAGAUACCCCUGGCUUCCAGCAUGCCAAACACGUCCAGUACAUUGGCAGUGAUCUGAAAUAUAAAGAAGCCUAUGAACAUAUGAAAGCUAAAGGCUAUACUCUGGGACCUAAUGAUGUUGGGUUUGAGAAUGUGAAGAAAGUGAAUCAAGUCAUUAAUGAGAGGUUGUAUCGGGCAACGUACCACAAGAACAAGGAUAAGAUUCAUACUACUCCAGACACACCAGAAAUCCGUCAAGUCAGAGCAACACAGGAAGCUGUCAGUGAUUUGAUCUACAAGUCAGAUUUCUUUAAGAUGCAAGGACACUUGAUUUCCUUGCCAUUUACUCCUCAGGUGUUGCACUGCCGCUAUGUUGGGGACAUCACAAGUGAUAAUAAAUACAAAGAGGAUCUGAAGUGGUUGCAGGGCUUGGGCUGCUUCCUUUAUGAUACUCCUGAUAUGGUCCGUGCUCGUCAGCUGCGUAAGCUUUGGUCUAAUUACGUGUAUACUGAUACUGCAAAGAAGAUGCGGGAUAAAUACAGUGUGGUGUUGGAUACUCCUGAGUACAGGAAUGUUCAGGAACUGAAAGCCCAUUUGAGUGAACUGGUUUACAGAGCUGCAGGCAAGGAGCUGAAGACAAAAUACACUUCUGUCCUUGACACACCUGACUACUUAAGAGCCAAGAAAGGACAAAAAAUACAGAGCCAGUAUUUGUAUGUGGAACUUGCCACCAAAGAGAGACCUCAUCACCAUGCUGGUAGCCAGACUCCAGCCUUCACGCAUGCCAGGCAUGUAAAAGACAUGGUCAGUGAGACAAAAUAUAAGAUCCAGUAUGAGAAGAUGAAGGAUAAAUAUACACCAGUCCUUGACACACCAGUCUUGAUCAGAGCCAAGAGAGCAUACCUGAAUGCCAGUGAUUUGCGCUACAAAGAAACCUUUGAGAACACAAAGGGGAAAUACCACACAGUGAAAGAUGCUUUGGAUAUUGUCUAUCAUCGAAAAGUCACAGAUGAUAUUAGCAGUGUGAAAUACAAAGAAAAUUAUAUGAGCCAGCUGGGAGUCUGGAGAUCAAUCCCAGACCGACCAGAACAUUUCCAUCAUCGUAUCGUCACAGAUGCUAUUAGUGAUGUUAAAUACAAGGAAGACUUAUCGUGGCUCAGAGGCAUCGGCUGUUAUGUGUGGGAUACACCAGAUUUUACAUUGGCAGGAAAGAAUAAAGUGCUCUACAGUGGGCAUAAGUACAAGGAGACGUUUGAAAAGACAAAGUCUCAUUACAAGUACGUAGCUGACUCUCCAAUUAACAGGCAUUUUAAGCAUGCAACUCAGUUGCUGGAUGCGAACAGUUAUAAAUCCCUUGCCAAGAUGCUCCUGAAACAAGGGUGUAAUGAAAUUCUGAGGCCAGAUAUCCUGACAGCACUCUACAACUCAUACUUAUGGAGCCAGGUGGAGUACAAAAAGGACUAUGAGAAGAAGAAAGAUAAGUAUACCACAGUUGUGGAUACUCCAGAAAACUUAAGGACUGCAAAAGUCAACAAACAGAUUAGUGAUAUUAUUUACAAGUUGGAAUAUAACAAAGCGAAGCCCAAAGGCUACACUACAAUUCACGACACCCCAAUGCUGCUGCACGUGCGCAAAGUCAAGGACAGAAUAAGUGAUCUGAAAUACAAAGAAGUGUAUGAGAGGAAUAAAUCCCACUGCAAUGUUGUAGCAGAUUCAGUUCAUAUUAAGACUCCACGGCACGCUUACAAGCUGAACAGCAAUCUGGAUUAUAAGAAGAAAUACGAAGCAGCCAAGGCUCAUUGGCACUGGAUUGCUGAUAGGCCUGACUUUGUCCAAGCAGCCAAGUCAUCUCUGCAGCAGAGUGAUUACGAAUACAAACUGGACCGAGAAUUCCUGAAGGGAUGCAAACUCUCUGUCACAGAUGAUAAGAACACAGUGUUGGCUUUAAACAAUGCCAUCUUGGCAAGUGAUGUAAAAUACAAAGAGAAGCACAACAAAGCUCGAGGAACAUGCCUGGUUGUUCCAGAUACACCUCAGAUCCUCCUGGCUAAGAAUGUCAGCUCUCUGGUAUCUGAGAACAAAUACAAAGAACACAGCAAGAAACAGCUACCCCGUGGGUCUUACACAACCCUACCUGAGACAAGAGACACUGCUCAUGUGAAAGAGGUGACCAAGAACGUCAGUGAUACAAACUAUAAAAAGAAGUUUGUGAAGGAGAAAGGCAAGUCUAAUUAUUCUAUCAUGCUGGAGCCUCCUGAAGUGAAACAUGCCAUGGAAGUUGCUAAAAAACAGAGUACAAUUGAAUACAAGAAAGAUGCCAAGUCAAAGCUCCACUACACACCUAUUGCAGAUCGCCCGGAUAUUAAGAAAGCAACUCAGGCUGCUAAGUUAAUUAGUGAUAUUGAAUAUAAAAAGCGUGGAGAAGCUGGCCUUGGUGUGACCAUGCUGGGCCGUCCAGAUAUUGAGCUGGCGAAGGAAGUGUCCAAGCUAACCAGUCAGGCGGAAUACCUGAAGCGGCACAUGAGGGGGCACGGAGCUGCAUCUUAUGAUACACCAUGGAUGAGAACGUUUAAGAAAGCUAAUAUGCUAAGUAGUCAUGUGAAAUACAAGGAGAACUUUUCCAAAGAGAAGGGUAAAAAGCCAAAGUAUGAUUUGAAGGAGGCUAAAAUCUACAAGACCAUGAAAGAUGCUCACAACAUGGCUAGUGAGGUGAAAUACAAAGCAGAUCUCAAGAAACUUCAUAAGCCUGUCACAGACAUGUCUGAGUCGCUGAUCAUGAACCAUGUCCUGAAUACCAGCCAGCUGGCCAGUGCUUACCAGUACAAGAAGCAAUAUGAGAAGAGUAAGGGUCACUACCAUAUGGUGCCAGAUAAUCUUGAACAGGUUCAUCUAAGGGAGGCAUCAGAACUGCAGAGCCACGUGAAAUACAAAGAAAAGUAUGAGAAGGAAAAAGGUAAACCUAUGCUGGACUUUGAAACUCCAACAUACCUAACUGCAAAGGAAUCUCAGCUCAUGCAGAGUGAGAAAGAAUAUAAGAGGGACUUUGAAGAGUCCAUUAAGGGCAGAAACCUUACUGGCUUGGAGAUAACACCAUCCUUAUUACAUGUCAAAUAUGCAACCAAAAUAGCAAGCGAGAAAGAAUACAGGAAGGAUCUGGAGGAGGGUGUCAAAGGUAAAGGACUAUCAGUUUUGGAGGAGACUCCAGACAUGUUAAGAGCAAAGAAUGCAACUCAGAUCCUGAAUGAGAAAGAGUACAAAAAAGCCUUGGAAUUAGAAAUCAAAGGAAAAGGUCUAUCAGAACUGGCUUUGGAAACACCCGAUUUUGUGAGAGCAAAGAAUGCCACCGACAUUGCUAGCCAGAUCAAAUACAAACAGUUGGCAGAAAUGGAGAAGGCCAACUACACCAGUGUUGUCGAUACUCCAGAGAUCAUUCAUGCCCAGCAAGUCAAAAACCUUUCAAGCCAGAAAAAGUACAAGGAGGAGGCAGAAAAGACCAUGCCAUACUAUGUGCCUGUAGCAGACACACCAGAAAUGCAGAGAGUCCGUGAGAAUCAAAAGAACUUCAGCACGCUUCAGUACCAGUGGGACCUACAGAACAGUAAAGGAAAAGUGACAGUUGUACAAGAUACACCAGAAAUGCUGCGUGUGAAGGAAAACCAGAAGAAUUUCAGCUCGAUUUUAUAUAAAGAAGAUAUUGGAACUGGAACUACUAUUGAAAAGACGCCAGAGAUGCAGAGAGUUAAGAGAACCCAGGAUGCAAUUAGCUCGAUUAAGUACAAGGAGAGCAUUGGAAAAGGAACUCCAAUUCCUGAUCUCCCAGAGGUGAAACGUGUCAAGGAGACGCAGAAGCACAUCAGCUCGGUCAUGUACAAAGAGGAGCUGGGGACAGGUAUCCCAACACCUGUAACUCCAGAAAUAGAGAGAGUCAGACGCAAUCAAGAACACAUUAGCUCGGUGUUGUACAAAGAGGAGCUGGGGACAGGGACCCCAAUACCUGUCACUCCUGAAGUUGAGAGAGUCAAACGCAAUCAAGAGCACAUCAGCUCGGUGUUGUACAAAGAGAGCGUGGGGAUGGGGACCCCCACCCCCAUCACUCCAGAGAUGGAGAGGGUCAAACGCAACCAAGAGAUCUGUAGCUCGGUGUUAUAUAAGGAGAACAUAGGGAAAGCCACCCCAACCCCUGUGACUCCUGAGAUGGAGAGAGUCAAACGCAAUCAAGAGAUCAUUAGCUCGGUUUUGUACAAAGAAAAUGUGGGGAAAGUGACCCCAACACCAAUCACUCCAGAGAUGGAGAGAGUCAAACGCAAUCAAGAAAUCAUUAGCUCGGUGUUGUACAAAGAGAACUUGGGGCGAGCAACCCCCACCCCUCUCACUCCUGAGAUGGAGAGAGUGAAACGCAAUCAAGAACAGAUUAGCUCGGUUGUGUACAAGGAAGGCUUAGGGAAGGCGACCCCCACGCCGGUCACUCCCGAGAUGGAGCGAGUCAGACGCACCCAGGAACAAAUCAGCUCGGUGUUGUACAAAGAACAGCUGGCAAAAGGCACCCCAACCCCGAUGACCCCUGAGAUGGAGCGAGCCAAGCGCAACCAGGAAAACAUCAGCUCGGUCCUUUACUCGGACAGCUUCCGAAAACAGGUACAAGGCAAAGCUGCUUAUGUUCUGGACACCCCUGAAAUGCGGCGCGUGCGGGAGACACAGAAACACAUCUCUACAGUGAAAUACCAUGAAGACUUUGAGAAGAACAAAGGUACUUUCACACCUGUAGUCACUGACCCCAUUACAGAACGUGUGAAGAAGAACAUGCAGGACUUCAGUGACAUCAGCUACAGAGGCAUUCAGAGACGAGUGGUAGAAAUGGAGCAAAAGCGCGUGGACCAGGACCAGGAGAAUAAUCUGACAGGUCUUCGUGUGUGGCGCACAAAUCCCGGCUCUGUCUUUGACUACGACCCUGCAGAGGACAACAUUCAGUCCAGGAGCUUACACAUGAUCUCAGUCCAAGCGCAGCGCCGCAGCAGGGAACACUCCCGCUCUGCCAGUGCCCUGAGCAUCAGCGGAGGGGAUGAGAAAUCAGAGCCCUCGGAGGGGGUGAAUCAGCACCUGUCCUACUACAGCAACGAAGGCUUCUUUACCACCACUGCCACAGUGGGUUAUAAACAUGCUAAGACCAUAGAGCUGCCACAACAGAGAUCAGCAUCUGUUGUCACUCAGCAAACCACCGUGUCAUCAGUUCCUUCCCACCCAUCCACUGCUGGGAAGACAUACAGGGCCAUGUAUGACUACACAGCAGCCGACGCCGACGAGGUUUCCUUCAAAGAUGGUGACACAAUUGUCAACGUGCAAGCCAUUGAUGAAGGCUGGAUGUAUGGGACCGUGCAGAGAACUGGCAAGACAGGCAUGCUGCCAGCCAACUACGUGGAGGCUGUGUGAGCCACAGAACAGCCCUCCCCAGGCACAGCCAUUUCCCACUGUCAGCAACAGAACUUUCUACCACCAAAGCACUGCACUGUCUUCCAUGGUGAGUGGCAGUGCUUUACAAACCAGCAUGGGGAGAGAAAAAAAAUACAUAUAACAAAACACUCUUGAAACUUCUUCCCUUCAAAUUGUUUCUGAAAACUACCUGCAAACACCACCUGGUGCUGCUCAUGAGAGCUGCCUUGCUUCUGGUGUCCAAAACCUGAAAUUGCCUGCAUCUUCCUUUAAGACAUUUAAGCAUACAAUACCAUCAACAUGUUUUAAGCAAUGCCAAAAUCACAACACAGUUCCGUAUCACUGAGCUUUUGUACCUGUUCUGGAGACUAUGAUUACCAACCAUUACUUUAUUCAUUCUCCCAUGAGGAGAGAAUCUUUGUGGGCUGUCCUGAAACUUUCAAACAUGUUCGUUUCCCAUGUAAGCUUAGGAUCUCAAACCAAAGUUUAUCUGGAGGGGAGGUGGUAAAAAAAGGGGGAAAUCUCACAAAGCAAAAGCCUCUUCUGUCUGCUUGCUGAGCUCUUAUGCAGGUGUUUUUCUGUUCUGGGGUCAAAAGUUGUUACUUGUAAAUUAGUGACUAAAUAAAGCUCAUGUUUCCGCA